Messenger RNA from Anguilla rostrata (American eel), 6762 nucleotides. RefSeq names its product RNA polymerase I subunit A (gene polr1a). Gene Ontology annotation, molecular function: DNA binding. The transcript is spliced from 34 exons. The record is from RefSeq and is a predicted model, not a curated record. Gene Ontology annotation, biological process: DNA-templated transcription. Bases 157 to 5256 code for a protein of 1699 amino acids. Lineage: Eukaryota; Metazoa; Chordata; Actinopteri; Anguilliformes; Anguillidae. Gene Ontology annotation, cellular component: RNA polymerase I complex.
AGCAACGCGCCAAUCGACGAUGGGGCUAUUACCACUUCGAGACGAAGAAGAAGAUUACCACGUGUGAUGGUUGUUGAAGUGCUUCCCAUGUGUAGAUAGUGGCGCAGCGCACAUAAAGUAAAAUAUUAAUGUUUUUUUGGUUGGAUUUCUUUCAAAAUGUUUCUUGGCAAAGACGUACCAUGGAGGCGACUCGAAGGCAUGUCGUUUGGCAUGUAUUCAGCGGAAGAAAUCAGGAAAUUGAGUGUGAAGACGAUUACCAAUGACAGAUUUCUGGAUAAUGUGGGCAACCCUGCUACCAAUGGCCUGUAUGACCUGGCACUUGGGCCUCUGGAUGCUAAGGAAGUGUGUGCAACUUGCAUGCAGGAUUUCAACAACUGUCCAGGACACCUGGGGCACAUCGAGCUGCCCCUGCCUGUCUACAACCCCCUGUUUUUUGACAAAUUGUACCUGUUGGUUCGGGGGUCUUGCCUGAGCUGCCACAUGUUGACGUGCCCAAGGGCAGCUGUCCACCUGCUUCUUCAUCAGCUUAGGGUGCUGGAUGUGGGGGCGCUGCAGGCUGUGGAUGACCUGGAGGCCGAACUAAACCGGUUCCUGGAGGGUAAUGUCAAGGCCAGUGGGGCUGAGAUCCAAGAAGUGCUGGAGGACUUUGCUACAGGGGUCAUCAGAGAGCAGAGAGACAAAGGCUGUGGUUCACCUGUCAAACACAUCUGUGAAAGAAAGAGCAACCUCAUUACAAAGUUCUGGAGGGUGCACAUGGUCUCCCGAAAAUGUUCUGUCUGCAAAACUGGCCGAACUCUAGUACGCAAAGAGCACAACAGCAAGCUGAUUGCGAUGCUGCCUGCAGCUAUGUGUAAAGGGAACAGGAAAAAGGGCGAAACGGAAGUAAUCGAAGAUUCACAGCUGGGGAAAAGGGGCUACCUGACUCCCAGCAUCGCCAAGGAGCAUGUGGCUAAACUGUGGGAGAAGGAAGGUUUCUUCCUGAAUUACUUGUUCUCAGGGAUGGAAGCUUGCAAUAAGACUGGCUUCAGCCCCGAUAUGUUCUUUCUGGAACUGCUUGUGGUUCCUCCCUCUAGGUACCGGCCCAUAAACCGCCUGGGGGACCAGAUGUUCACCAACGGUCAGACGGUCAACAUGCAGGCUGUAAUGAAGGACUGCAGCAUCAUCAGGAAGCUGCUGGUUCUCAUGGCAGGUGAGAAGGCACGGUCGCUCAGCAACGGCGGAGAGGAGCUGGAGGAGGAAGCAACUAAUAGCAAGACUGACCAGGACUUCCUGGUUGGCCUUCCAGGCCAGACAAUCACGGACAAGUUCUACAAUGUCUGGAUCCGCCUGCAGAGUCACGUCAACAUUGUUUUCGACAGUGACAUGGACAAGUUGAUGACAGAAAAAUUCCCUGGGAUUCGUCAGGUCCUGGAAAAGAAGGAUGGACUUUUCCGGAAGCACAUGAUGGGGAAACGUGUAGACUAUGCAGCGCGGUCAGUCAUCUGCCCUGACAUGUACAUUGGAAUCAAUGAGAUUGGAAUACCAAUGGUGUUUGCCACAAAGCUGACGUACCCCCAGCCGGUUACGCCGUGGAACGUGAAGGAGCUUCGGCAGGCAGUGAUCAACGGGCCCAACGUGCACCCGGGCGCCUCCAUGGUCAUAAACGAGGACGGCUCGAGCACCGUGCUCAGCGCUGACAACCACACCCAGCGGGAGGCUAUCGCCAAGCAGCUGCUCACACCCUCCCAGGGCCCGCAGAAAAUGCCCAUGAAAAUCGUGAACCGGCACAUUAAAAAUGGAGAUGUGCUACUCCUGAAUCGACAGCCCACACUCCAUCGGCCGUCCAUCCAGGCACACUGUGCUCGCAUCCUGCCCGGGGAGAAGGUCCUGCGUCUGCACUACGCCAAUUGCAAGGCCUACAAUGCCGACUUUGAUGGGGACGAGAUGAACGCGCACUUUCCCCAGAGUGAGCUGGGCCGAGCUGAGGCAUACACGCUCGUCAGCACCUACCAGCAAUACUUGGUGCCUAAGGAUGGGAAACCCUUGGCUGGGUUGAUCCAGGAUCACAUGGUUUCUGGUACCAGCAUGACCCUGAGGGGCUGCUUCUUCACCCGUGACCAGUACAUGGAGCUGGUCUACCGUGGCCUCACUGACAAAAGGGGCAGGGUGAAGCUGCUCCGGCCUGCCCUGCUCAAGCCCCAUCCAAUCUGGACAGGCAAACAGGUGGUGUCAACGUUGCUGCUGAACGUGAUUCCAGAAAACCACCUCCCCCUGAACCUGACGGGCAAAGCCAAGAUCCCCAGUAAAGCCUGGGUAAAAUACCCACCCCGCCCCAUCCCAGGGUACCAGCCCGAUUCCAUGUGUGAGUCCCAGGUUAUUAUACGUCAGGGCGAGCUGCUGGUGGGGGUGCUGGACAAGGCCCACUAUGGCAGCUCAGCCUAUGGGCUGGUGCACUGCUGCUAUGAGCUUUAUGGUGGAGAGACCAGCAGCCACCUGCUGAGCUGCUUGGCACGCCUCUUCACCGCCUAUCUGCAGCUUUACCGUGGAUUCACCUUGGGUGUGGAGGACAUUUUGGUCAAACCCAGAGCAAACAAGAAAAGGAGUAAGAUCAUUGCAGAGUCAACCAAGUGUGGAGCACAGGCUCUGCGAUCGGCCUUCAAUAUUCCCCCUACCGCCUCAGAGAGUGAGGCACGUGAGCGGUGGCAGGACGCCCACCUUAACCCCGACCAGCGCAAUUUCAACACUGUGGACCUCAAAUUCAAGGAAGUGGCCAGCCUUGUCAACAAUGAUAUCAACAAGGUGUGUAUGCCACAGGGACUGCACCGCCGCUUUCCAGAGAACAACCUCCAGCUGAUGGUGCAGUCCGGCGCCAAGGGCUCCACCGUCAACACCAUGCAGAUCUCCUGCCUGCUGGGUCAGAUUGAAUUGGAGGGCCGCCGCCCACCACUGAUGCCCUCUGGGAAGUCCCUACCCUGUUUCCAGCCCUAUGAUGUGUCACCUCGGUCAGGGGGGUUUGUCUCUGGCCGGUUUUUGACAGGCAUCAAACCUCCGGAGUACUUUUUCCAUUGCAUGGCUGGUCGGGAGGGACUGGUGGAUACUGCUGUGAAAACAAGUCGAUCAGGGUAUUUGCAAAGGUGUAUCGUUAAGCACCUGGAGGGCUUGGUGGUGCAGUAUGACCUGACAGUGCGGGACAGCGACGGCAGUGUUGUGCAGUUCCUGUACGGGGAAGAUGGCCUGGACAUCCCCAAAACGCAAUUCCUGCAGCCUCGCCAACUCCCGUUUAUCCAGGAAAACUAUGAGGUCAUCAGGAAGUCCAAUUGCUUGGAUGAAGUACUGGGGAGAAUGGACUCUGAGGCAGCAGCCAGCCACUUCAGAGCCCUUCGUAAAUGGAAGGCCAGGCGGGAGGCAGCCGCCUGCAGGGAGGGGCCAUUCUUGCUGUUCUCCCAGAAGAAACUGUCCAAGCAGAAAUGCCAGAGCGAGCAAGGGGAACUCUCUGCAGGGCGGGACAGUGCCACACUGCAGCUGGUGGAGCGCUGGCGUUCUCUGGAUAAUUCUAAACGCAGUAAAUACACAAAGAAGACAUUGCACUGCCCUGAGCCCUGUCUGGCCCAUCUCCGCCCAGACAUCUCCUUUGGGUCAGUCUCGGAGACAUUUGAUGCCAUCGUGGAGUGCUACCUCUCCAAGGUGGUCUCUGAGGAAUACUCCAAGGAACUGGAAACUGACAGACUGAGGCAGCUGCUUCAGCUGAAGUGGCAGAGGGCACUGUGUGAUCCAGGCGAGGCAGUGGGGCUUCUGGCUGCCCAGAGCAUCGGGGAGCCCUCCACCCAGAUGACCCUGAACACUUUCCACUUUGCUGGCAGGGGAGAGAUGAAUGUAACCCUGGGAAUCCCAAGGCUGAGGGAGAUCCUGAUGAUCGCUAGCUCCAGCAUAAAGACCCCUAUGAUGCGUGUUCCCGUGCUGAACACUAGGAGAGCACUGAAGAAGGUUCAGACCCUCCGGAAGAAGUUAACACGCGUUUGUCUGGCAGAGGUGUUGCAGAGACUAGAUGUGCAGGAGAUACUUCGGGUUGACGGAAAGCAGCAGAAAAGCCGGGUCUUCAAGCUCACAUUCCACUUCCUGCCUCCAGAGCGCUACAAAGAUGAUAACCUGCUGUCCCCCCAGCAGAUUCUGCACUACAUGGAAACCAGGUUCUUCCGCAUCCUGUUGGAGGCCAUAAAGAAGCGGAGUGCCAAGCUGGCAUCCAUAAACAGGGUAGACAUGCGGAAGGCCAGUCAGAAGGACACUGACCGGGACACUGGUGAUUCCCAGGGCAGCCUGGGUAAUGGCGAUGGGGAAGAGGAGGCGGGGGAGGGAGGUGAGAUUGUGGACGGCGAAGCUGAUGAAGGAGAUGCUGAUGCCACCGACACCAAACGGAGAGAGAAGCAGGAGGAGGAGGUGGAUUACGAGAGCGAAGAGGGGGAGGACGAGGACGAGAGAGAUGACCUGGCGGAAGAGACAGAGGAAACGCCCCCUAAGGACAUGGAGGAGGAUAAAGAGCCAGAGGAGGACUACACCGCGCCCCCUGGAUUCGCUGAUGGUGGCAAGCCAGAUGAGACACAUUCCCAGGAUUUGUUGAGGGUCAAUGCUGUCCUUGACAUAAGCUCAGCCAUCGAGACCUACACAUACGACUGCAAAAAUGGCCUGUGGUGUGAGGUAACGCUGAUUCUGCCUGUCAGCAAGGUGCACUUUGACCUGACGUCUCUAGUAGGCACACAGGCGCAGAGUGCGGUCGUGCACGAGACCAAGGGCAUAACUCGCUGCCUGCUGAGUGAGGUGACCACACCACAAGGCACGAAAGAACUGAUGCUGAACACUGAGGGCAUCAACCUGCAGGAGCUUUUCAGAUACAGUGAGAUUUUGGACUUGAACCGGUUGUACUCCAAUGAGAUCCACGCCAUGGCCAACACAUAUGGCAUAGAGGUGGCACUGAGAGUCAUCGAGAAGGAGAUCAAAGAUGUCUUUGCGGUCUAUGGUAUUGAGGUAGACCCUCGGCACCUGUCCCUGGUGGCAGAUUACAUGACAUUUGAGGGCAUGUACAAGCCCCUCAACCGCUUUGCUAUCCAGUCCAACUCCUCCCCUUUGCAGCAGAUGACAUUUGAAACCAGCUACAAGUUUCUGAAGCAGGCCACCAUGCUGGGGUCCCAUGACAGCCUGCAAUCUCCUUCAGCCCGUCUGGUGGUUGGGAAGGUGGUGAAGGGAGGAACGGGACUCUUUGACUUGAAACAGCCACUCCAGUAGUGUCUUUGUUGGUCACCUAGCAGCAUCAAUCGCACUGCAGUAUGCGCCCAGAACCCCACCCAGGUGCUGGGAAGGAAAGAGCACCACCAUUCAGAGUCCCUGUACAUACCAAGCCAUACUGUAGCCAUCGCUAGGGACUCAGGCUUUUUCCAAGGUUUUUAAAUGAGGCUAUUUCAUUGUGUUGUUGGUUUAACUUUUGUUCACUUCACCAUUGAUGUAUUUAUUUGAAGACAUAGAUGGGCUGCUUGUGUUUGUAUUACAUUUAUGUUUCAGUAAAUUAUUUAUGGGAAUAUAAGUGGUAGUCUAUAAAUUAUGAUAUGAUGUGUCACAUGAGUCCAUUAACCCAAUGUUCCCUUCUGACUUUUGGCCAGCUUUUGUUCUUUUCACUUUAGUGCCUGUUAAGCCCCAUUUGCCCAACACAUUCACAAGCAUUUCAUGUCAUUGUGUUCAGCAGGCAUGGGGUUUCACAUUGAAUCAUCAUUUGAAACUUGAGUGAGUCUUGGCUUGAGGGAAGACCUCAAACUAAAAAAUGAGUCACUCAUACAUAAAUAUUUUAUCUUUUUAAGAAAGUUAUCACUGUGUGAUGAAUGUGAAAUUUGGCAGAAGGCCAUCCUUCCUUUGGAGUUUCAGUGCAUUUGUAUGGUCACGGAGACAAACCUUGCAGGCAGAACACAACGCACAACAACUUUCACAUUUAGCUAGCAGCCAUACCACCAUGCACUCUGCUCCUGCUGACUGGCUGAAGCUAAGCAGGUGUGGGCUUGGUUAGUACUCGGAUGGGAGGCCACCAGGGAAUACUGAGUUGCUGCUGGAAGUGGUGUUGGUGGGCCAGCAGGGGGCAAUCUUCCCUCUGGUCAAAUAAACUCCAGUGCCCCAGUGCAGUGACGGGGACACUGUGCUGUAGGAGAUGCUGUCUUUCGGAUGAGACGUUAAACCGAGGUCCUGACUCACUGUGGUCAUUAAAGAUCCCAUGACACUAUUUGCAAAGAGUAGGGGGUUCCCCGGUGUCCUGGCAAAAAAUACCAGAUCUGGCUCUCACAAAAAAUUUGCCACCUAAUCACCCCCUGAUUUAAUUGCCUAAAAAAUGUUCUCUCCCUCCAGUGGAGCUGCUCAGUAGCCAACAAUAGAGGAUUAUGGUUGUGCUGGGCAGCUCCCAGGUGUGAAUGUGUAUGAGUGUGAAGCAGGGCGUUCCUGCAAAAAGAGCAUCCGUGCUCAGUGAACCUACCCUGGGUAAAUAAAGGUUUAAAAAAAAAAAAAAACUUGGAUGAAGUUCCGCAAACGCGAACACAAUCUUUGAUCUGUUUGGUCCCAGUGUAAUAGCAGCACAAUAUUCUUUUGGGUGUUAAAUCGUCAGCCUUUUGUGCACAUUUUAUUCUUAGAGUUCCAUUUAGAAUGUUUAUUUCGCCCCACCCCCAUUGUCCCCAUUGUUUACAAGUCCCCCACCCCUAUUGAUUAUUUCUUGUUUUGCUGAAUUACAGAGUCGAAUUAAAAUAUAUUUAAAGGGGA